Molecule: messenger RNA, 3662 nt
Organism: Alnus glutinosa
Lineage: Eukaryota; Viridiplantae; Streptophyta; Magnoliopsida; Fagales; Betulaceae
Product: calcium-transporting ATPase 2, plasma membrane-type
Exons: 7
Coding region: 304-3357 (1017 amino acids)
Biological process (GO): calcium ion transmembrane transport
Cellular component (GO): membrane; intracellular membrane-bounded organelle
Molecular function (GO): calmodulin binding; ATP hydrolysis activity; ATP binding
Source: RefSeq, a predicted model, not a curated record
CGGAGUAAAAGCUCUUGACCCGCACAUUAUUCUUUCCAAAAAACCAGGGGGAAGAGCAGAGAAGUAAGCUGAAAUCUCACAAGUAAUGCACCAAAAAUCGGAUCCUUCUUCUUCAUCUUCUUCUCCAUUUCUGAAAAAUUUGGGAACAGAAAAAUUAGUUUUAGCUUUGUCAGAUCCACCUAACCCUACCUUUCCCGGAAGCGUCCUUGAAAUUUCCCAAGGCUUGUUGCAAUUUCCCCAUUGUUUCCUUUUGAAGGCUAUAUUUGUAUGAGGCUAAGGUGAGAGUGCAAGAAGGUGGUGGUGAUGAUGGAGAGCUAUUUGAAUGAGAAUUUUGGGGAAGUGAAGCCGAAGCACUCUUCAGAGGAGGUGCUUCAGAGAUGGAGGAACCUGUGUGGAAUUGUGAAGAACCCGAAGCGACGGUUUCGCUUCACUGCCAAUCUAUCCAAGCGCUACGAAGCUGCUGCUAUGCGCCGUACCAAUCAGGAGAAGUUAAGGAUUGCUGUUUUGGUUUCCAAAGCUGCAUUACAGUUCAUCCAAGGGGUGCAACCUAGUGACUACACUGUACCUGAGGAAGCUAAAGCUGCAGGUUUUCAGAUUUGUGCUGAUGAACUGGGAUCUAUUGUUGAAGGUCAUGAUCUAAAGAAGCUGAAAUUUCAUGGUGGAGUAGCAGGUAUUGCAGAAAAGCUCUCCACAUCAACCAACGAUGGGCUCACGACUGAUGGCGAUUUAUUGGAUCGCAGAAAAGACUUAUAUGGAAUUAAUAAAUUUACUGAGAGCGUAGGACGGAGUUUUUGGGUAUUUGUUUGGGAAGCCCUUCAGGACAUGACUCUUAUGAUCCUUGGAGUUUGUGCUUUUGUGUCUUUGAUCGUUGGAAUUACUAUGGAAGGAUGGCCAAAAGGGGCCCAUGAUGGCCUUGGAAUCGUUGCAAGCAUCUUGUUGGUUGUCUUUGUCACGGCAACAAGUGAUUAUCGUCAAUCUUUACAGUUCAAGGAUUUGGACAAGGAAAAAAAGAAGAUUGCUAUCCAGGUUACAAGAAAUGGAUACAGGCAGAAAAUGUCGAUAUAUGAUUUACUUCCCGGUGAUAUUGUACAUCUUGCUAUUGGGGACCAAGUCCCUGCAGAUGGACUUUUUGUUUCAGGAUUUUCUGUGCUAAUUGAUGAAUCAAGUUUGACUGGGGAGAGUGAGCCCAUAAUGGCGAGUGCUGAAAAUCCUUUUCUUCUCUCUGGAACUAAGGUUCAAGAUGGAUCAUGCAAGAUGCUGGUUACCACUGUUGGGAUGAGGACCCAAUGGGGUAAACUGAUGGCAACUCUUAGUGAAGGCGGAGAUGAUGAAACCCCAUUGCAGGUGAAAUUGAAUGGAGUGGCAACUAUUAUAGGUAAGAUAGGCCUUUUCUUUGCUGUUGUGACCUUUGCAGUUUUAGUGCAAGGAUUGCUGAACCGUAAAUGGCAAGAGGGAACUCACUGGAGCUGGUCAGGAGAUGAUGCAUUGGAGAUGUUGGAAUUUUUUGCCAUUUCAGUUACAAUUGUCGUUGUCGCUGUUCCAGAGGGGCUGCCAUUGGCUGUAACACUGAGCCUUGCCUUUGCCAUGAAGAAAAUGAUGAAUGAUAAAGCACUUGUGCGCAAUUUGGCAGCUUGUGAGACUAUGGGAUCAGCCACGUGUAUUUGUAGUGACAAAACUGGGACUCUAACUACCAACCACAUGACUGUUGUAAAAUCAUGCUUUUGCAUGAACGUCAAGGAAGUGAGCAAACCCAAUGACGCUUCUAGCUUGUGCUCUGAACUGCCAGACUCGGCUGUGAAACUUAUGCUACAAUCAAUAUUUAAUAACACUGGGGGAGAAGUUGUUGUUAACAAAGAUGGCAGAUAUGAGAUACUGGGAACACCCACUGAUACUGCUUUAUUGGAGUUUGGCUUGUCACUUGGUGGGGAUUUUCAGGCUGAGCGGCAAGCAUCUAAACUUGUUAAAGUUGAGCCAUUCAACUCUGUGAAGAAACGGAUGGGGGUAGUGUUGGAGCUUCCUGAAGGAGGUUUACGAGCUCAUUGUAAAGGUGCUUCGGAGAUAAUUUUGGCUGCCUGUGACAAGGUGGUCAAUGCCAAUGGCGAUGUUGUUCCCCUUGAUGAAGCAUCUGUUAACCAUCUUCAGGUUACAAUUGAUCAAUUUGCUUGUGAAGCUCUUCGAACUCUCUGUCUCGCUUAUAUGGAACUGGAAAAAGGGUUCUCUGCAGAGAAUCCUAUCCCUGUUUCUGGGUAUACCUGCAUAGGAGUGGUGGGAAUUAAAGAUCCGGUACGUCCUGGUGUAAAGGAAUCUGUUGCAGUUUGCCGUUCAGCUGGGAUUACUGUAAGAAUGGUUACAGGAGACAAUAUUAAUACUGCAAAGGCUAUAGCUAGGGAAUGUGGAAUUCUAACAGAUGACGGUAUAGCCAUUGAAGGUCCAAACUUCCGAGAGAAGAGUCAAGAAGAAAUGCUUGAAAUAAUUCCUAAACUUCAGGUUAUGGCUCGAUCUUCACCUCUAGACAAGCAUACUUUGGUGAAGCACUUGCGUACUUCAUUGGGUGAGGUUGUUGCUGUGACCGGUGAUGGAACAAAUGAUGCCCCGGCACUUCAUGAAGCAGAUAUUGGACUAGCAAUGGGCAUUGCAGGAACUGAGGUGGCUAAAGAGAGUGCUGAUGUCAUAAUACUGGAUGAUAAUUUCUCAACAAUUGUGACAGUGGCUAAAUGGGGACGUUCAGUUUACAUAAAUAUACAAAAAUUCGUACAGUUUCAGCUGACAGUUAACGUGGUUGCAUUAAUUGUCAACUUCUCUUCAGCUUGUCUGACAGGGAAUGCACCCCUCACAGCUGUUCAGCUAUUGUGGGUCAACAUGAUCAUGGAUACACUGGGAGCACUUGCACUUGCAACUGAGCCUCCAAAUGAUGAUUUAAUGAAGCGUUCCCCCGUUGGAAGGAAAGGAAACUUCAUCAGUAAUGUCAUGUGGAGGAAUAUCUUAGGGCAAUCUGUGUAUCAAUUUGUGGUAAUAUGGUUGCUUCAGACAAGAGGGAAAGCACUAUUUCGUCUUGAAGGCCCAGAUUCUGAUCUGAUCCUAAACACCCUUAUUUUCAACUCAUUUGUCUUUUGCCAGGUUUUUAAUGAGAUAAGCUCACGCGAAAUGGAGGAAAUAAACGUUUUCAAAGGCAUACUGGAUAACUAUGUUUUUGUGUGCGUUCUCAGUUGCACUGCUUUCUUCCAAAUCAUAAUCGUAGAGUUCCUGGGAACAUUUGCAAACACAUCGCCUCUCACUUUGUCACAGUGGUUCGUUAGUGUAGUCGUUGGAUUUUUGGGUAUGCCAAUUGCUGCUGGCUUAAAGAUGAUCCCUGUAUGAGCCACAUGGGUCAAAGCCCAAGUCAUCAAAUUUGUCGGCAGAAGAAGUAUUCUCACGUAAAACUACAUCGGCUGGUGUGAAAAUUUAGUGUGAAACAUUGGCUGUGUGAAAAUUUAAUGUGAAGAAAAGCAUUACUCCUGUAGAUAUCUUGGUGUGACCUACCUUUUAUUCUCAGCUUUUAUUUGGCUUGUUAGCCAAGAACUGAUUUUCUAAGGUCCCGUUGUAAUAGCUAGAAUUCCUUCAUCUACUCCGGUAGUAAACGUGAAUAAGGUUAAUUAUUUUAUACCAGACAUUUUUAAGUUCCA